GGCAGAUUGUUUUGCUGUCAAUUCGUCAGCUGGGAUAAAAUAUCCAGUAAAAUUCUGGCAAACGAACAGACGAACAGACAAAAUUAUAUCCUGAUGAAUUAACAUGAUAAUAAAUAUGGCAAGCGGUGAGCCUACUUUAAAUAGCGAAAACGAUAGAACACAACCAACAGAGCGCAUAAAGUGUUGGAUUUGUCCGGCGAAAUUUUUCACUGCUGAACAAGAAUAUGAACAUCACAUAGAGAUGAUACAUCAAGGCUUCCGGUUUUGCUGCGAGGAAUGCGACGAUGUGACACUCUUCAAAACAAUACAGGAAGCUCGGGAUCACGUUGACGAUAGACACGAUAUUAAUCUGCAGCAGUGUCCAAAUUGCGAGAAAUCCUUCAAUGCAUUUAAUCUGAGGAGGCAUUUUAGCGAAGUUCAUCAAACAGUUCGGCAGUACGAAUGCAGUUUGUGUGAGAAGGAGCGUUUCGACGACAGAGGGAAGUACGAAAACCAUGUUUUUCACGCCCACCAAGGUUUCCGUGUGAAGUGCCAUAUUUGUCAUCGAAUGUUGAAGACUAAAUUGAAACCGCACAUCGAAUAUAUUCAUUCCAAUGGGACGGCGAAAUGUAACAUUUGUGGCAGAGAGUACAGUAACAAAUAUAAGCUCAUGCGGCAUUUGAAAUGCCACACCGAUCCGAAGGAACCAGGGACCUCCGUUCGCUGUGAGCGAUGUGACGAAACGUUCGACAGCGUUAGCAAACUUAACUAUCAUAAGGCCAAACACCAAACCAAAAUACAUCAAUGCGACAAAUGCUCCAAAAUGUUCUAUCGCAAUGGAGCGCUUGUCCAGCAUCAGAAAACCCAUGAAGAAAGUGAGCUUCAUUGUGAGUUAUGCAAUAAAUCGUUCAAUAAUGUUAACCAUUUCCGGAAGCAUAUGAGAGGUCACAACAAACGACAAUAUAAGGAGCGAAAAGAUACAAAACAUGUUAGCUAAUUAUGACUGAUAGAAAUUUGAGUGUUUUACUAAAGGAUGUGAUAUAUCAUUCCGAAGCAUUUCUCGCUUUUUUAAAUAUUCUGCUCCGAGUGUAUUGCCAGAUGCUCCUGAAAUCGAGCUUUACCCUUAACAAGUGCAUUACACACAGGACAAGACAUCCUCUGGUGCACAUAUUUACCCUUCAUGUGAUAAUAAAGCCCAG
Toxorhynchites rutilus septentrionalis is the source of this 1178-nucleotide messenger RNA. RefSeq names its product zinc finger protein 225-like. The record is from RefSeq and is a predicted model, not a curated record. The transcript has 3 exons. Gene Ontology annotation, molecular function: RNA polymerase II transcription regulatory region sequence-specific DNA binding; DNA-binding transcription factor activity, RNA polymerase II-specific. Gene Ontology annotation, cellular component: nucleus. Gene Ontology annotation, biological process: regulation of transcription by RNA polymerase II. NCBI's taxonomy places the organism in Eukaryota, Metazoa, Arthropoda, Insecta, Diptera, Culicidae. Bases 104 to 976 code for a protein of 290 amino acids.